AUGGAAGAGGGAAAUCACUCGGUGGUGACUGAGUUCAUUCUCUCAGGACUGACAGAUCGUCCGGAGCUCCAAGUCCCCCUGUUUGUGUUGUUCCUACUGAUUUAUGUUAUCACCCUGGUUGGGAACGGGGGGAUGAUCUUGUUAAUCAUGACUGACCCCCGACUCCGCACCCCUAUGUACUUUUUCAUUGGUAAUUUGUCUUUUUGUGAUCUUUGCUAUUCCACUAUAAUAUCCCCUAAGCUUCUGCAGAAUUUUUUAGCUGAGAGGAAAAGCAUUUCCUACACUGCCUGCGCUGUGCAAAUGUAUUUCUUCAUCGCCUUUGCAGAUAUUGAGUGUCUUUUGCUGGCUGUGAUGGCGUAUGACCGGUAUGUGGCCAUUUGUAACCCGCUACUCUAUAUGGUCACCAUGUCCAGGCAGCGUUGCAACCAGCUGGUGGCUGGGGUGUGUGCUGUGGGGAUGGUAGAUGCAUUGAUACACACGUGUCUGACAUUUCAGCUGUCAUUCUGCCACUCCAACAUCAUCAAUCACUUCUGCUGUGACAUCCCCCCAUUGCUGGCGCUCUCCUGCUCUGACACCCGCAUCAAUGAGAUGGUUCUGUUUGCAUUCACAUGCUUCAUUAUAGUGAGUAGUGUCAUGAUUGUCUUCUUCUCGUAUGCCUAUAUCAUCCCCACCAUCCUGCGGAUCCGCUCUGCCUCGGGCCGAUGCAAAACCUUCUCCACCUGCUCUUGUCACAUGACUGCAGUGGUCCUGUUUCAUGGCACCCUCCUCUUUAUGUAUUUACGUCCCACCUCCAGCUAUUCCAUGGACACUGACAAAAUGGCCUCCAUCUUCUACACGCUCGUGAUCCCCACGUUGAACCCCCUCAUCUACAGCCUGAGGAACAGGGAGGUGAAGGACGCCGUGAGGAAAGCCAUGAAUAAACUCCUACGGAAUGCCUGA
Pelodiscus sinensis (Chinese soft-shelled turtle) is the source of this 939-nucleotide messenger RNA. Its product is annotated as olfactory receptor 8U9-like. Gene Ontology annotation, molecular function: G protein-coupled receptor activity; olfactory receptor activity. The record is from RefSeq and is a predicted model, not a curated record. Gene Ontology annotation, cellular component: membrane. Lineage: Eukaryota; Metazoa; Chordata; Testudines; Trionychidae. Gene Ontology annotation, biological process: G protein-coupled receptor signaling pathway.